AUGUGUUCUUCAUGCGGUGUCGACGACAUGUCCUCCGCCUCCGCCUCCGCCUCAUCGUCAGCCUCAUCGUCAACCUCAUCGUCCCAAGGCCGACCAGCCUCAAGCACAAACAGUUCCAAUUCCUAUAGCAGUUCCAAAAGCAAAUGGGACACCGAAUACCUGGCAAUCCCCAGAGAGAAAGGACUUCCUCUACGAUUCAUCGCAUAUGCCGCAGGAGCCUCGCUCCCAACUACAGUGAAGAAGAUGACGAGAAAGGAGAAGAGGCGCGGACAGAGUGCCUCCAUAUGGGACUUCUUUGGCCGUAACACGCAAUUGUUCUGGAUUGUCCAGCCUGAGGAUCGUCGGGAACGCGGUCGAAGCAGGACUCCUCGUGGGAGAGAUGGACAGAAGAACACCUCAGCAGCAUCGUCACCCGAUAUCAACUUCUUUCAUGAAGCAUAUCGAGAUUCGGCCAGUCAUGUUCCCCAGUCAACAGCUUCAUGCGCCGGGUGUGGCCCGGGGGUUGCUCCAGCACAUGGUUAUUCAAGGGCUUCUGGCUUCUCGUUUGGCGUCUCUCCAGGAGACAAAUUGCCUGGUUGGGGUCCUUUCCCACCUUUUGGGAGGAAUUAG
Messenger RNA from Trichoderma aggressivum f. europaeum, 609 nucleotides. RefSeq lists its product as uncharacterized. The record is from RefSeq and is a predicted model, not a curated record. The coding region runs from base 1 to 609 and encodes 202 amino acids. The transcript has a single exon. Lineage: Eukaryota; Fungi; Ascomycota; Sordariomycetes; Hypocreales; Hypocreaceae.